UUUGGGAACACUAUCGUGUGUUUCAUUUUGGUUUGGGUAUGUAAUAUAAUCGCGUCUGCAAACAAUAGCUUUGGUCGCAUCUCUUUAUCUUUUUGCUCAAAGCCUUCUAUCACCAUCACAAUCGGCGACGAAAAGUAAAAUUAUCGGCAGAGUUGGAGAGCAGAGCAUCUUCUUGUCUCCUUAGUGACAAUUGCCUUUCUGGGUUUCUCUUUUCUCGGCGACUCGCCGCUACAGUCAAAGUAAAGUUGCAAUCUUUUCUUUUCUCAGCUUAGCAUUUUGGACUUGGAAGAAGUAAUCUGCUGCAGGGUUGUCAUCUCCGGUAUUAUACCAAGUGUAAUACACAGUUGCUGCUAGUCAGCAGAAGAAAAGCUACGGUGGUGUUAAGACUGUGAUGCUGAAUGUUUGGUGGGCUGGGGAUGAAUCCUUCAAUGGAUGAUAUUAACUUAAUCCAGCAGGCGCAAAGGCACCAGCUUGUCGUCACCAAUCUUGGAGAAGAGAUUGAUUUAGAAAUUGGAACUGGAGAGGACGAAGCCGCUUUCGCCACCAAUUCAUUGAUCGGAGGGACUACAAGGGAGCCUUCCACCGGGGAACAUGAUGAGACAAAGCAUAUGGUUUUGGUAUCUGAUCUUCAGGGGGAGGAUCAAGAUAUGUCUAAAGGGCAGCCGUCGGCGAAGAGAAAGAAGAAAGUUGUUAAACGGUGGAGAGAGGAGUGGGCUGACACGUACAAGUGGGCUUAUGUGGACAUGAAAGAAGGAACGGCGAGGAUCUUCUGUUCCGUUUGCAGAGAGUAUGGUCGAAAACAUCGGAGGAAUCCGUAUGGGAAUGAAGGUAGUAGAAACAUGCAGAUGAGUGCGUUGGAAGAACACAACAAUAGUUUGCUGCACAAAGAGGCUCUCCGUCUCCAAACUGCUUCCAAAGAUAAGAUUGUUGUUGACAAGCCCAUUUAUGUGAAGACUCUUAUGUCGAAGAGUGCUGGUUCAAUUGUGGAGGGUGCACUGAAGCGAGAUCCUAAUGAGAUUGAAUUUAUUCAGUCUGUACAAGAAUCUGUGCAUGCUCUAGAGCGGGUAAUUGCAAAAAAUUCUCAUUAUGUCAACAUUAUGGAGCGGCUAUUAGAACCUGAGCGUAUGAUAGUGUUCCGGGUUCCGUGGAUUGAUGACCGAGGUGAAACACAUGUAAACAGAGGCUUUAGAGUUCAGUUUAAUCAAGCACUGGGACCAUGUAGAGGAGGUAUCCGGUUUCAUCCAUCCAUGAACUUAAGCAUCGCCAAGUUUCUCGGCUUUCAGCAGACGUUAAAAAAUGCGCUGUCACCAUAUAAACUUGGAGGGGCUUCUGGAGGAAGCGACUUUGAUCCUAAAGGAAGAAGUGACAAUGAGCUUAUGAGAUUUUGCCAAAGUUUCAUGGAUGAAAUGUACAGAUAUAUGGGUCCGGACAAAGAUCUUCCGUCAGAGGAGGUUGGUGUUGGUACUCGAGAAAUGGGAUAUCUUUUCGGACAGUACAGACGACUUGCUGGUCAGUUUCAGGGAAGUUUUACAGGACCACGGAUAUAUUGGGCUACUUCUAGCCUCAGAACCGAAGCUAGUGGCUAUGGCGUGGUGUACUUUGCACGACUUAUGCUUGCAGAUAUGAAUAAGGAAAUAAAGGGAUUAAGAUGUGUUGUGAGCGGUUGCGGAAAGAUAGCGAUGCAUGUUGUAGAGAAGCUAAUUGCUUGUGGGGCUCAUCCUGUUACAGUUUCAGAUUCAAAAGGAUAUUUGGUGGAUGACGAUGGAUUUGAUUAUAUGAAACUUGCGUUUUUGAGAGAGAUAAAAUCCCAGCAGAGAAGUCUGAGAGACUAUUCAAAGACCUAUGCAAGAGCCAAAUACUUUGAUGAAGUAAAACCGUGGAAUGAAAGGUGUGAUGUGGCGUUCCCCUGUGCGUCUCAGAAUGAAGUUGAUCAAGCAGAUGCCAUUAAUCUGGUCAAUGCUGGCUGUCGCUUACUAGUAGAAGGUUCAAACAUGCCGUGUACAGCUGAAGCAGUAGAUGUUUUCAGAAAGGCGAAUGUUCUGAUUGCUCCUGCCAUUGCUGCUGGAGCUGGAGGAGUUGCUGCCGGAGAAAUUGAAGUACUCCGUGAAUCUAAUUCAAUGCAAUGGUCAGCAGAAGAUUUUGAGUCUAGAUUACAGGAAGCACUGAAGCAGACUUAUGAGAAAGCUCUUAAAGCAGCUAAUGAUUUCGGUUAUCAGAAAGAGAGUCCUGAGGCUCUUCUGCACGGAGCAACAAUUGCAGCUUUUUUGAACAUAGCUCAAGCUAUGACAGACCAAGGUUGUGUUUAGCUGCUAUAAAAUGAUCCUGCAUCUAAGAGUCCCGGCAGGAUUUCCGUCUUAAAAUCUAUAUCAAAGAUGGCGUAUUGGACUCUCUGUAACAUAUGUCAUUAUUUACAAACUAUAUACUUUGAUAGCAUUAAUAUUUAUCAGCUAUAUAAACAUGGCUUUCGAUUGCUUUAUAUGGUGUUCUUUGACUUCAUAUGUAAAAAGAAUGAAACAUACUAAUGGCUUAUUCUUCAACAAGUUUUCUAAAUAA
This is a messenger RNA of Brassica oleracea var. oleracea, 2553 nucleotides long. RefSeq names its product NADP-specific glutamate dehydrogenase-like. Gene Ontology annotation, molecular function: L-glutamate dehydrogenase (NADP+) activity. The record is from RefSeq and is a predicted model, not a curated record. Bases 399 to 2306 code for a protein of 635 amino acids. The transcript is spliced from 16 exons. Lineage: Eukaryota; Viridiplantae; Streptophyta; Magnoliopsida; Brassicales; Brassicaceae. Gene Ontology annotation, cellular component: cytosol.